Spirometra erinaceieuropaei is the source of this 42278-nucleotide messenger RNA. The record is from the annotation of a GenBank genome assembly. NCBI's taxonomy places the organism in Eukaryota, Metazoa, Platyhelminthes, Cestoda, Diphyllobothriidea, Diphyllobothriidae.
AUGCGGAUUCUGCGCAGACACAAAUCACUCCGGAUUCUGGCGUGCAUUGGCCUCUUGACUGUAGUCCUGCAUUACUUGUUUUUGUUAAAGAAUGCCUCCUCAAACCGACGUGCAGCAACUUUGGGCGACCCCGUCAGCUCCUCAAAGGGAUUGGAGCCUCUCAUAUUCGUCGGCGGAUAUCCUCGCAGUGGUAAGUUUUGGAGUAUACUUGAGUGUCAUCAUACACAUUGGUAUACUGCUUUUAUUGACUUUGACUACAGUAAUCCCAAUUCCGAAGUAAUGCUCAUGUUCAAAACCGAAAAUUAGCAACGGUAUAGUGAAGAACCCUACUUCACUGUCAUUAGACUGCGGAUCGUGCCUUAUGGGGUUUUAUCAUGGCAUGCAUUUGCAGGCUGUUGCAGAAAUUACACUACCAACAACGACUAUUACCCACGACCUCACAUCUUAACUCAAAAUCCGUUAUUUUGUGAAAUUAAAUUUUUGUUUAUUGUUCAAUUACUACUCUCACUACCGUUGUCGAUCAACAGCGUAGGAUAAGAUUUUCACUGUAUAUUCAGGCAAUUUCUGUGUUUUCUUUCAUUGUAUCAACUCACUGUCUAGCGUUCUGCCCCACGCAUAAAACUCCCUUUGCCAUAAGUCACGUAUGGCACCGACAGUUAAGUAAAGAUCUUCUCUAUACCAUUGCGCGAAAAUUGAUGACGAUUGCCCAAAACUAGGGGAAGUCUGAUCAACAGCAUUGUACGCUGGUUUUGUCUUAAAAGGGCUGCUGGAAAAAUCGAGUUUUGAAGCGCAAACUUAGUUGUGGAAUUGCUUUCAACAGAAGAAAAACGUUUUCAUGACUCAUUACGUAGACAUGGCCAAGUGCUGCUUAUCAAGAGCAGAAAAAUACUUAAUAAAUAUGAGAUGGACACGGCCACCGAAUUGUCUGAUAUAGUUAAGAAAAGAUAUAUAAAGCGUUGGGAGUGGGCAAAUCGCUCUGGAAAACACUUUUUGACGUAUAUAGAAAGCCAAAAGCUUUCUUGUGUAGAUUGCACAUAAUGUUCUCGCGAUCUAGUGAUCAGCGCUUUGAUUACAUGCAGAUCAAACAGAGCCUCCACGUUAAUCGCAUAUUUAAGGCAAUUUCGAAUGACCCCUUUUCAAAAAGCUUCAUUUUCUAACCUGCAAUGUACAUUCGUCAUCGUCUCAUGAGUCAACGUAUUUAUGAGAAAUAUUUGUUCCGAGCCAAAUGCCGUCAGAACGACGACCCUAAUUUUAUGGUUUUCUCUUCCUGAAAAAUCAGUCCGCAUCUGUUUGUGCCUGUAUGAGUCUAGGGCCGACUGGGUUUAUCAGCGAGCUGCAUUCCGAGAGCAUCACACUACAUCUACCGUUGCCGUCUCGACUAGUCAUCCAUUAAUCAAAUGCCCACUAGCCACUUUCGGGCAUCAUCCAGCUUGGUCCUUUCCACCCUACCAAUACACUUAGCUGCUCCUACUUGCGUUUCCGUCCAUCUUCAACGCUUACUUUCGAUCUAAUGGGCUCUGGAAGUCGCUAGUCAAGUAAAUUGUUCCACCCCUUUGCAUCCUGCAUGCUUUGUUUCCAUGUCCUCUCCUCCUCCUCCUUCUCCGACUCCCGCUCCUACUCCUCCCUCCCUCCCCUCCUUCUAACCACUCCACCUGCCUCAUUUUCUCUGAUUCAAACAUGCAACAAACAGGCCAUCUAUGCGCGUUGAGCGUAGUCAGGCAACAGUCUGCAUCCCGCCGGUACUCGCCUACCUCCCAUAAACCCUUGUGUGGUUGCAACUAAACCCUGACAAAUGCGUAGACAGUCGGAGGAGAAAGAAACCCACCAGGCAAGCGAUUUGAAGGCCGUCAUAUACAUCCGGCAGAAUGGACCACUCACCGCUACUUCUGUGCAGCUGCGUUUGUUUAAAGCAUUUAGGCUGACAUGCGACUCGACUUCUGCAGGUGCGUGUUCCUUGCUUCUCCCGAGCUGCCCGUGAGAGCUUUUUAAAAUUGCACGGAGAUGGGGUUUUUGAGGGGCGAUCAUAGGUCGGCAUAUUGAUGCAGGUCAAGUGGAGUCAAAGUAGAAAGUCUCGCCGCACGUUUGACUAGCCCUGAGUCCACAUUGUGGCUGAUUAUACAAGGGUCUUAAACAUACCGUUUGAAAGAUUAAACUCAUCAUUUUUUACCGUCUGACUACUACUUAGCAGGCUACGCAUUUUUUGUCAAAAUAUUUACCUUUGUCUGUUAGAGUCACUUUUAUUUGGCGGAAGAUAAUAAGCAUUACAGGUGGGAUACAGGCAUGUCUAGUACUGUAACCGGUUUUGUGAACGCCCCUUUCUGAAGAAUAAAACCGGAUUCCGGAAGCUUUGCCAAUAAAAAUACGGUCGUUCAGACACAUUAAAAAGUAGUUGUCACCAAGAGCAAUACUUAGAAAUCAAACUUCAAUGGACAGUAAGCAUUCCUUUUUCCGCCAGAGUUUGAAUUCACGUGCGUGGGAUCCCGAAGAACAUUGAACAUAUUCGGUCUUCCCAACAUGCACAAAAUUCUUGCCCGCCAUUAUAUCUAUAUAAGUGCAUAAGUCACGUUUCCUAUCAUGACAGACUGUUGAAUUUUUUAAUAUUUCGUGGAGGAAACGUACCUGAGAAUUGUGAGCAUAGUUUUGCGAACAGUUUCAAUUUUAUGUAAAAUAAAGAAAACUCAAUAUUCAUAAAUGUUUUGGCAGUUUUUAAAAAGUCAUAUUAACUCAGUUGUAAAAAACUCGGUUCCACGGUGGAAAUCGAACCCACGACAGUAAGGGAAAAGCUUUGGUACAGCCAGACGCUGCAGUAGGGCAGGCGAGUUACUUGACCCAGAUUUGAUUAAACUCGCGUCGCCUGGCAGGGUCUCGUAGCUCAGGUGGUUAGAGCGUUGCCUGUACUAAAGCCUCCUCCUUACUGUCGUGGGGCUCGAAUCCCGCCGAGGCGCCGAGUUUUCCACAGUCGGGUCAAUAUGGAGACUCCAUAUAUUAUUAUGUAUCACAAAAUAAUUGCGCCUGUACAUGCACCAUUAUUAAUUAAAUAUGUCUACCAUCUAGCAACUGAGAUCCAAUAUUUUCGGGGAUUUUUCUAAACGAAGCCCAUUAAAAACACACUGUACCGUUUUAACGCAGCUUACUGGUGCCUUCUAAUGUAAAAAACCUCGCUUGCUGUAGAAGACAUUUGCAAAAGUUGUAAAGUUACACUCAAAAUGGCUUGGAUGAGGUAAAGAGUAUUUAGGGUCGUAUUUAUUAUGCCCGUCAUUUCGGCUAAUUAAAAGAAGCGUCCACAUUUAUUCAAAAAAAACAAUCUGUAACGAAACCACUGAUAUUAACCACAGAAUACUUUUUGUGCUAAAUUUGACUUUCCCAUGCAACCAAGUUGAAAGCAAACCUGCAGCAAUAUAUAGGUAUCGAGAAUGCAUAACGGCAAGUGUAGUUUCGACCCAAUUCCCUGACUGUGAUCUAAUCCGGUCAGUUCACUUUUGCCCUUUCGCCUUGGCAAACGUCUUCGCGGCCAAUAUAGGCAGCCAAACAUCCACUUGAGCAAACAAACAUAAAAUCAGACAGUACUGAGAACAGUGAACUCCCUGAAGUCCGACUGUCCACAAACUGGGUCUUCACAUCCCAACCAUUCCGAGCAAUUUUUAUUGUAAAAUCUACAUGUAAAAGGUACAGAGUCCCGUGUCAUAGGUGACACCUUCCCUGGCAAUUAAAAAUCCCAUCAUUUUGACGUUAAAAGCAUUAACUAGUUAGCCUUGCUGAAAUUUGUUUGUACAAAACUUACCCACUUAGAUUUGAACUUCGGCAAGCCACUCAAUCCUGACAUAUUAUUAGAAUUUACUAAACAAACAUCCGUUAUCGCGUGAUUGACUGUUUUUAUAGAAAGAACGAUAGUAUUUAUUAAUGCCGCCCCUUGUCCCGAGAAUUCCGAUUCAGUCUGCCUUCAUUUGGCGUCCAGCAAUUGGAGCAAGCUGGUUCUCGCAAACGUGCGUUUUCAGUAAGCAGGUGUGGGCACGUUCUGGUUACCUUCCAUGAAGCCGACGCGCGUAUUCAGGUGCCCAUGCCUAGGAGUGACAGGAUACUAAUUGCUUUUCACCUUAACUGGUGACAAUUUCUCACUCUGUCUGUCAAACAGUCAUAGCAACCAAAGCAAAACAGACGAAAAUAAACAGACCGGCUCACUUAAUUCCAAUGUUGUCUAUUAGGGCACCGACUUUGGUUGACAUGACUGGCUGAAAGAUAGAUUAAAUUUUAGAGUACUUCUUGCCCAUUCUAGUCUGUCUUAAAUGGCAUUAGCUUUCGGAAAACUCCUAUCUGCUACCCAACCCGCUAAUCUACCUGUAAAAGGAAGGCGAACCUCCAGAGAACCGAAGUACUAACAACUAGACUGAAAGCAACAGGACCCAUUCAAGAAUCUCUUUGAGUAAUGCAAUGAGGUCCACUUCUACAAGGAUAUUACUAUCCGAACGCGGCACUGAACAAUUGGUCGACCGGCUUUUCAGGGUUUGGGGAGUCUUAAGCCUGAGUCCUGACCAUAUGCAACCAAAAAAUUGUUAAUUAAAUUGUUUUUGCGCACGUUAAAGACCUGCUGAUAUCUUUGAAAUAGGUAUUUUGAAGUUACCGCAUACAAUUUUGCUAAAAUUUACUAAAUCAGAUAGUUGAGCGAGAAAUAUCGACGUGCUGCCUUUGCUUUAUCUACAAUUUCAUCAUUACAUACUAACCGACUGGGACACAAUUCAUUUAGUUGAUUUGAUGACAAGCUGUCGCAGAGGAAUUACCAACAUUCUUGACAAAAGCUGCAGAACCCACAACUAUCCUGACCGUUCAAUGUUUAUAGGCAAACGAGGCUGAAAGUUACGUUUGGUUUAUCAUAAGACAAAAUUCAUCAUGAACGCUGUGGCAAAAAUAAAUUGGCAACGGUAUGGAGAAGGACCCCACUUAACUGUUAGUAGACUGUGGAUCGUGCCAUACGUGAUUUAUGAUAGAGGGAAUUUUACUGGUGGGGCAGCACGCUCACAGUAAGCUGACAAAAUGAAAGAAAACACAGAAAUUGCCUGGAUUUUAGCCAAAAGUCUUAUCUUAAAUGAGAGUAGUAAUUAAACAAUGAACAAAAAGCAAAUUUCACAAAAUAACGAAUUUUGAGUUCAGAUGUGAGGUCGUGGGGAGUAACCGUUGUUAGUAGUGUAAUUUCUGCAUCAGUCUGCAAAUGUAUGCUAAGAUAAAACCCCUUAUGACACGAUCCACAGUCUGUCGACAGUUAAGUAGGGUCCUUUUCUAGACCGUUGCCAAUAAAUUCAAACAAGUUUUUUUGCAAACAACCACACAGAAGUAAAAAAACAGAGCUUGGAAUUGGGCUCAGCGAAGAGGAGCCAGACUGAUUUCUCACCGCCUUGCCUAACUAUGCCGUCGAUAUGCUCUAUCCAUUUAAUGUUACGCUGUUUUUACCAGUCCUGCCUAGUAUUCUAAUAUAGACCAGGCAAGCAGACACCAAGAAGGGGGUUAGUAGGUUACCAGAGGUGUGUUUUUUAAGUUGACCCAAAUAUGCACGCGGCAUCCAAAGCCAUGAACUGAAAAUCACCCAGAGUUCCAAAACAGUGGACCUGUAAGAACAGGAAAAGAAGGUGACAUAUUGCUAGUUGGCCUAAACGUCGGUGAUGAAAGCAUGCAAGGGGCAUCGUUCUAAUCAGAACCAGUGUCUUUGGGAAACAAUUUUUUAACCGAAGGAGAAAGAAAUCAUCCCAACAGCUACACUAAGGGCAGUUAUCUUGUUAUUCCCCUUUUUAGUCAGAGAGAAAACUGACUUUCACCACGGAAGCGACAGUAAGCAUGUUUAAUGUCACGCCUUCUCAGAGGGAGGGUGCGUUGUGUAAGCGGCUAGCGUCCGGAGUUGGUCAGUUUAGCUCCUAGUUAUCCCAGUGCUUACUUUUCCCCUCUGGCGUCGGGAGGCCAACGCCCCAAGUAAGUAAACAGAUUUUCGCACGAGAGCUUUUUUAGCAUUUACUCAUAUUCCUCGACGUAGGUUUAGGAAAAUCAUGAUGUGCUGACUGGGGGUUUUCCCCUGAGAGAUAUAUUUCAGUACCUUAUACCAAACCACAGCAGAGUCCUUCCCAUUAUGAGUUUAGAACUGAAGAGUUGACAUUGGGCGGUCUAUAACCUCCUACUUUCUGCAUACUCUCCAAACCUUCACCACCUUUCAGGCAAGGCAUUGGAAAGGAUGUUAUGUGAGUCAAUAUCUUCUGGUUGUCAAAGGGAUCCGUUAAUUGAAAUAAUCACUGUGCCCUUUGGACCACGAUAACUGCUUGGAGGAGACGCAGUCUGCUACUCACGAGUUUUAUGACCGGGUGUUUUACGGGCAGAGGACAGUAGACGGCAAAUAUUCUGACGUGCCGUGGCCGAUUUGUAAAUCUCGAAAACCUGUCAGCCAGAGGGAGAGGCAGGCAAAGGCAAGCCAUUGCCUGCUAAAAGCUUUUACCCGAUGCGGUCGAAAAGUGUGAUGAAGGGUUUUGCCGGGUCGAUAAGCAGGAACUCACAUUUACCUAACUGCUAGGGCAUUUUGAGUUAAUUCACAUCAAAAAUUUCAGAAUUAAGUGAAAGGUUCCGAAUUUGUCUUCGCUGACGGCUACAGAUGAUUGGAUUGCAAAGAGGGCGACCAAAAUGUUACUGCUAUAAGCAAAAGUAACAAACAUGACUAGACUCUGGAAAGCUUUUCAAAGCAGACAUUGAUCAUCGUUAAAAUUCCUGAAACUUGUGCAUGUCAAGAUUCACUGUCGAUGAAAUCUACGGUGUCCGGAUCGAACAUCAAUCUUCUGUGUUUUAUCAACAGGCAGACAUUCUCCAACCGCAAAUCAGUAAACUCCAGUCCAUGAAUUUGGAUGUUUGUAAUUUUAGCCCAUAUAGCCGUAGUCCAGUGACCGCGAUCGUUCUAUAAUGAGGACUAUAAGACAAAAAAUCGAAGUAGCCAUUUAAAUGACCCUCACGUUGCUUGGCGACACCAGUUGGGCAUAUGUCGCUUUCGUAAAAGCUCGGGAGGUGCCGAAGUAAAUCUUUCGACAGGCCCUUAAAUGGAGCAGCCUACUUGAUUAUCCCUUCCCAGCCGACCGUUAGAAAAAUUAUCUCAACUGUAUUCCUUUAUAAUUACAUCCUGGCCUCUAAAUGAGAAGUUCUUCGUCCAUAUGCUUAAAGCAUACUCAGGGUCUUAAUGAUUGUGAGCGUCUCCUAUGCCAGGAUCAACAAACCCUGGCCCUCGCAGCCUGGUGUGCGCUGGAAUUUUAAUGGCACGUGGUUCCUUGCCGGUAGAUGCGCUUGAGCGCCCGCUAGGUGUACAGGUCGUGAGCAUGGUUAGCCAGUCAUCCUCGUCGUCUUUCUGACCCGCUGUGGGGGUAUUGUUGUUGGUUAAAAUCUUCUUCCAGUGUAAGUUGUAGAUUAGGAAGUGUGGUGAUACACCUGGGUGCGGUUACGACCGUGUCAAUGAUCGUUGUAUAAUGAGAAUUAGACUAUAAAAGUUUGAAGUAGCCGGUUGAGUGAUUCUCAUAUUGUUGGGCGCUUAAUUAAAUAUUUUGGCAACCCUUUCAGUAGAACAGCUUACUUGGUUGGGAUCUCCAAGCCGAUCGUUAGAAAACAGUAUCUCUAUUGAAUUUCUUCAAAUUGCUUCCUGACCUCUGAGCGAGAAUGUUUUAAUCCAUAUAACUAGAUCAUGUUAGGGAAAACAAUAAACUUACGCCACACACUGCCAAUAUUAAUUUGCAAUUCCUGUAUAUAUAUUUAGUCAUUUUGUUUAUAUCAAGAUGUGCAAAAACUCGGCGAAUUAACUUAUUUCAUAGGAAAAAACGCCAAAUGUAAUUUUAUUCGAUCAGUGAAGUAAUUGUGGUCUUUGUAAGGCUUCUAAUUGUGCCAAAACUCAAGACACUUUGGUUUUCAGGGCGAGCAGCCAAAUAUUCCUGAGUUUAUUGGUACUAUUCACAGGGUGUGCAACACUGUACGUAUACUUUGGAGUGUUAUAUGAGCACUGAGAGGUCUGCAAGUAAAAACAUAUUGGAAAAUUUGAGUUGUCUCCAGAGAAACUCUUAUAAUAUUACAUGCCAAUGAAAACACAUGUUGAACUAUAAAAGGCGCAACUAUUGGUACCCAAUUGAUGUUGAAAUAGUCUUUUUCAAAUAAAAAUAUUGAAAAAUGAAGUGUGUUUGCUGUAAAGAGUCCAAAAAUGCUCUAUAAGUAUUAUUCAUAAAUAUUUUGAGUCAUUUUAAACACAUCUUAAAAUAAGAUUGUUGGCCAGUUAGUUGACCCUCGAAUGCCACUGACAACUCAAGAGAUUCCCAGUUAAAUGUCAGCCUACUGUCGUGCAGGAAUAAACUCAAUGCUUUGUUCCCGGUAAUCGGUCCUGUAACAUCAAAAAAAACUUUUGCCUUUUUAAACAAGUUAUAAAUGUACAACCAGUGUCUUCCGCGCUUUGACUCACACAGCAUGAGCGUAGCAUUUAUAAAGGGUGUACUUCAGGCAUUAUAUACAUAGCAUGUAUCAUUCCUGUUCGUUAGUGCCGAUUCCGACGACUAGAAAAGUUGCGCUGACUAUCUGGCGCCGUUAAAAAGUCCAGACUAGACAGCAUCGCUUGGCUGUUGCCUUUGCAGGUCAUAUCAUACGCUUUUUUGAUAUAGUACGCUGCCUAUAUUAUUCUAUGCCAACUUCAAAACAUUUACAAUUGUAUCUUUAUUGACGCAUUUUUCCAGUUUUUAAUCUCGGCACUGAGCUCCAACGUCUUAGUCUGCUUUUCCUUUCACGCGAAUCCCAUUUCUACCAAGAGGGAAGAUUUUAAGAUGACUUUAAGCCACUGAAUCAAGCACGCCUGUUUUCCGAAAGUUCAUAAUUACAAAGCUACAUCCUAAGUAGACGUUUGGCACAUGUUGGGGAGCAUUAUCGCAUUGCCAAAACGGCCUACGUUUUAUGAUUUUCUAGAAAAGAAAGUUUGUCAAAGCAGUUGUCAUGACAACUGGUUUCAGCAUACUAUGAAGAUGAAGAGUUCCACCAAAGAAAGAGUGUGUACUGGAUGUUUUAAUUUUGAAAUGUAGUAGUUUUUGCACCGGAGGCAAUCGGCUUAGAUGUGGGAAUUUUUCAAUCCACUGAGGUUUCCAGCCCAUUUUAAAUCAUAAAAAUCCUGAACUUUGGAUAAGGUAUUCAACCCAAAUUCAGCUCACUUUCGAAGCCGAGCAAGAAAUCAAACUUUCGACUUGCCUACUAAAAACACUAAUAAUAGAUGGAGUAGUUUUAAUCGGUUAAUUGCCUGAGACCAUUAUACUCAUAAAUAAAUUAAGAUGGAGGUCCAUUCAUACACCUUCGUGUCCAUCCUCGUCAAAAAAUUAAUGUUUGAAUCUCGUCUUACGGACUAUUUGUAUGAAAUAUUCCAACCGGGUCAAAUGCGAUGGCUGCGCUGCAAAAAAUUGUUUCACUGUAAAAGCCAUUUUUGGAUCCUUGGAGGCGACCGUAUUUCUAACCGAGUCUUCAUACACGUCAGAAAACCAAAAUAAAAAAUAAAUUUCCCAUAAAAAGGGACAUUUGUCGAAGAUAAAAGAUUGUUUAUCAGGAUUAAAUUUAAACCCAACAAGGGUGACAAGACAUGCGGAAGGAAAUUUUAUAGAUGAGCGAGUUUGGGGUGUAGUGAAACCUCGUCAAGCGUACGUACGACCGCGGAGCAUGGGACAGCAUUCAUUCAUUUGGGGGUGGGUGUGAGGGAACAGGGGGAGAAGGGGGCUAUCUCCUUCACCAAAUCUAACCCUGGCAAUGCACGAUGGAUCAUGAGGUGUAAAUCCUUGCCAAGUUCUGUUUGUCUCCUUUGUACCGCAUCUGUCUCUGAGUACCAUACCCUGCUCAAGUAUGCGCGAAUCCUUUUUGAUCGCCCUAGUCUAUUUUCUUACUGAACCGUUAAUUUUGCACAUAUGCAAUAACCAUAAGAAAUUGAACAAUGAGUCGUACAACCCUGUGGCAUCCUUAAAUUUUGCGUGUUUUGCUGCAUUAUCUUGUCCAUAUUCAACGACGAAUUAGGAAUAAAAUAAGUACAUGUGUAACGUAUUUCAUCCCUAUACAUAAGUGUAAAUUCAUACGGCAUUACUACCGCAGCACGAAACUAUCGCGUUUCCCCUUAAACAUUUCGCUCAAGUGAGCGUAAAACGUGUCGCAUUUCGUCAGGACAAGUAGCUGCUUGUGCAGCCUGACUAAAAAUCAUCCGUGGAGCCCUGACCCAGGCGUCAAACUGCAUCAUGCCUGUCUUCGCAAUUUGGAGCUUAUGCAGCCUUCUUGCAGUUGGGUCGAAUACUCAGGUUUUAUGCAUUCCCCUGGAGAGAGGGCAGGGGUUGCCUGACUGACGCGCGUCUUUGGCAACCAGUCCAGUUUGCCGGCACUUUGGGCCUAGCUGGACAAAGGACAUUUGCGUUGGGAUAUAGCCAGCUCAGUUGGACCUCCCCUUUUGUGCUAAUGCACCGCUCGGCAACAGUUGUCACACAGACCUACCCCCCCCCCCCUCGGACAGGUGUACCUGUGGACUCAAAAUAGAGCGCUGACUGUCAUGGUAGCGGCAGGGGGGGGAUCGCGGAGGGGGAAAGCGGACAAUAGUGCGAGGCUCGCAAAGAGUUACAAAGGCCGGAGAGAUGGCAAAAUUGACAGCUUAGGAGGAAUGCAUCGAUCCUUUUGCUGCAAAUUCUUAGAAGACAGACAGCGAGAGAGGGUUAACGUCGCUCAAAUGCAGCAGAAUUCUCAUCAUCUGUCUGUCCAGAAAGGCCUCCGUUUCGGCCUACUUUUCGCCCUUGCCUUUGUUUUGACAAACGUUAAUGAGGAAACAGGUGAUUUUAUCUUAUAAUUCGGACGUUUUGUGCACGACCCCUAUUGACUAAAGCAAAAAAGGUUACGAUGACAGAAGACAAUAGUUUGCUUCCGUUUACUCCCUAGCAAUGAGAAUGCCAGACAGUCUGCCAAAAUAAAGGUGAUAAUGCUGAAUAAUCAGAAGUCUGUUCGGGCAGUUUUAGUGAAACACGAUCGCAGUCAGUGUCAACGGAGCUAUGUGUAAGUCUUUAAAUUAAUAAUGCGUAGCAAGUGCUCUUAGAGGUGUCAGAAAAUUUGUGCAGAUAUGUAAGCAUAGCAAACAGCUUACAGAAUGUAAGUUUUUUCCCUUAUGUUAACGUCAAAAUCUUUUUGUUCAAAGCUAAUCUGUUCCCAACAAGUUACGAAAUUUCAAGGAGCGUCGUGCACGAAACAUAGAAAGAAAGGAAUACCCAACCAUGCCACCCUUUAAAUCGUUUUUUGUCCAAUUUCAUAAUCACCUGCAUAUCUUAGUAAGUCCGUGGCAAUUACUCUUUCUGUAGUUCGGUCUUUCUGGGAGUGAAAUAAAUCUCCACCAACUGACUUAAAACAAAACAUCCACAAUCACAUGAGCAAUUAAAUAUGUCAAAAAUGUUUGCUAAUUAUUCUGAGUGAAGAUGAUAAGCAGAUGCAGGAUUUUACGUAAAGUGAUGUAAAGAAUACUGUUUUGCGUACGCCUAGCCUCAUGCAACCGGCUUGCAAAAUUAUUAAAAAAAUGCACAAUGUUCUUUAAAGUUACGAAGGCAGUAGAGAAGAACAUACUUGAACUAAAAAGUUCUUACUCAAAAAUGAGAGAGAGAGCCGUGUGAAGCAGUGCGAUGUGAAUGCUGAACUCCAAAAUGGGCAUGAAGGCAGGUUCUCAAACGUUCAUUUGAGCUAACUGUUUGCUUUAUAUAUUAAUGAAAUGAGGGAUAUCGGUUUGAAUGGCUAUAUAUUCGUGAUUUCCAGGUAAUUUGUAAAAAAAUUGUUUCCGUAGAGCAAACAUCAUGCUUAGCUGGACUGUUAAAAUAAGUGAAAACACGAAUACAGCAAAUACGUUGCUUUUAGCUGCAUGGCAAAACUAUUUUGGUAAGGCAUUCUGAGACGAAAACAACUUCUUAUCUCUUCCUCUCUCUUCUCCCCUCUCUCUCCAAUCGUUCGUCAAGCCAUUGUUUGCGUGCAGAUUUGAUCAGAUAUAUUUGAAGACAGCCGGGUGAGAUAAUGAGUAAAACUACAUGAUAUCGGUGCACGAUGCUUGUAUCAUAAACGUGAGGACAAGACCUGACAGUAUUUCAAGUUCAACAUGCAACACUCACAGAAAGAAAGCAAUUGAGCAUGGUUUUUAACAAUAACUUAAACUUCAGCUCAGAAAAGUGUUAGAAUUCUCCUCUGUUUCUUAAUAUGGCGGACCAAAAACUGAAAUAUCUUUGUGCAAGUAGCUAAAAUGACCAGGUAUGCCCAGUUGCUGAAGUGGUAAAGACUUGAAAACGCCUUUGGCUUGUGUUAGUAAAUAUUUCGAACUUACAGACCGAGUCAGGAUUGCAGUAGCACAGGUUUGAGUUAGAAGUAGUUUUUUGGCCCUUCCAGUUGGGAAUUAACCAGAGGGUGGAAUUGGGUAAAUUGCUUCUGUAGCUUGGAAAUGCACCUCGAAAGUGCUUUCAAAGUCAAGCUAAGGAAAGGCAUUCCGUACAUCUCUGUGUGAGACUGCUUUAGUAUUAAUUCUGUAGGUCAAGUGAGCCCCUUCCCUUGUGAGCUUCCGCAAUGCGAAAACAUGAUAAAUACCACCGGCUAUGUUGCCGGCAUAUUCAGGAUAACGAAAAAACUAUUGGGCAAAAAGCUACAUUUUUUAUCUGGCGUAGACUGAGCAUUAGUUGCACUUCUGCAUCGGUGGGCAUAAAACGCAUUAAAAAGGUGUGUAGCGACCGACAGUGCAUUUGUGACAGCGCGGGGAAAUAACUUACGCACUGCUGUUGAGUACGUUUGCAGGACAGUUACAGAGAGGUAUUUUAAGGAAGGGCGAUAAAGUAUAACAGGCUAGAGCGCAGUUCCAAUGUAUCCACAUCAAAAAUAUGAUGAUGUUGCUUGUACAGUCUAGCACGCGUACCCGCAAGCUCGAUCUGUCUACCUGCUUACCGCUUUCUUAACAGGUACAGUAAAUGGGCUAACUCAUGAAAUGUCGACCAAAUUUCCGAAAUGCGUUUUCGUUUCGAAAAGAUUAAUUAAGUGGGUUUGUAAAACUAGUCAGUCUGCAGCAUAAUUCUAUAAUAAUUCAGUUACCUCAGGAUGUGGGCUUUCGGGAGGACUUCCUUCCGGCUGCAUACAAAAACUAUACACUGUAAAAAAUGACUACAUAAGAAGCAUGAACUUUUCUCAUCGAUUUUCGAUGCCACUAAAAGUUCAGUGAUAUAUCAGGGAAACAUGCGUAGAAAUAUUAAUUCCUUCGCUUAUUCGGUAGAAAAUUGUGUCUUCCUUCAAUUUUAUACCCAAAGAAAGAAUAGUACUCGGUUUUUAAAAGAAUUUAUCAUUCCCGAGUAAUUUUGAACCCUCUCUGCCGUCACAGUUGCAGUAAGGUUUUUCAACUUACAAGCCAUGUAUUUUCCGCGUACAGAAAACCACACAUUUCUCUACGGUAUUGAGAGGAGACCAUAUGGGAUUCAUAAAAUCUAGCUGUUAAUUUGAUCCACAUUGUCAAAUUUACUAGCCAAAUUGCUAAAUGCAAAGACAUGACGUUUUAUGAAUGGCCAUUUCACGGUAUUUAAGUCUCACAGCAAGACACUUUUUUAAAACCAACUUAUGUCCCUCCUUCGUGUAUAUAAUUAAAAGAAGACGUGGGUUUCUGCCGAAUGGGUAUAGGAAUGAAUAUUUUUACCCAUGUUUUUCGCGAAAUAUAAUUGAACCUUUAGGGGCAUCGAAAAGGAAUGAGAAAAAUGCAUGCUACGUACGCAGUAGUUUUUAAGGAGUAUAGUUUUGCAUGCAGCCGGAGGGAAGUUCAUGCGAGAGUCGGCGUCCUGAGGUAACUGAAUUAUUAUAGAAUUGUACUGCAGACUGAUUAGUUUUACAUCCUUACUUAAUUAAUCUCUUCGAAACGAGAACACACUUUGGAAUUUUGGUUGACAUUUUAUAAGUUAGUCUACCUACCGUAUGUCCAUUUUUACAUGAUAGAAUCGAAAAAAGUUGCGGAUGAAAAAUUGAUGGUGGUAGUAUUGAAACCUUGAAAUUACCUUGAGUCCUUUUACGAUCGCAAGGACGAUGAAUGAUGCAUGUUUGUGCUCCAAGUGAGAACACUGUUCUAAGAGAGAGAUAUUGGCUACAUUGGUAAAGCAAAACAGUCAUUAAUGCUUUUCAACACUUUUUACCGCUCAGUAUCGCUUAAUUUACCGUAUUAAAAGACAUAAUUGGACUUAAUUCUUGGAAUUCGCCAAACGCUGGCGGUACUUCAUAAUUUAUAAGCCUGACAUAUGUAAAGCACCGGCAGUAAGGGUUUAAAAUACAACCAUAUCUUAACCAACCGAGCCGCACUUUUUGGAAGUCAUAUUACGAGUUGAACUGAUUAAGAGAAUUAAAAAAUAAGUAUUGGUUACUUUGUGAUCGAAGUUUCCCGAGCAGACAGUUAGAAAAUUUGCAGCGACACGAGCUUGAGACAAAGUAUGCGCACUUAAUGUGCCGUCGGAAUUCGCUGGACAAAUAAAGCCCCUCUUGCAUGAUUUAGUAUAGUGGAAAAUAAGGUCCCAAACGCGAUUCAUUUGUGAACCCGGGGGACAUACAGGGGGACCGUGCUCGUUAACAUUUGCAGUUUAGACUGGCAGUUUUGGAUUAAGAACAAUUUGAUAGUCUACAGUUUUUUUUUCUCAACUCAGGAACAACCUUAAUGCGGGUUCUGCUAGACGUUCACCCAAAAGUUCGUUGCGGGCCAGAAACUCGCAUACUUCCACGAAUCCUGCAUCUAAGCAAGCAGAUUGUUGGCAAGCCAGAGAUGGUACGACUCGCGGACGCCGGAAUCACCCGGGAUACCAUUGAUGCUGCCUUUUUGCAAUUCAUACGAGCCAUCAUCUUUCGCAGCGGACCCCCAGCCGAAAGAUACUGUGUCAAAGAUCCCUUCCUUGACAGUGUGAUGGGCUUUCUUUUCGAAAUUUUUCCCAACUCAAAGUUCAUUCUUAUGAUUCGUGAUGGACGUGCCGUGGCGCACUCUAUAGUCAGGUAAGUGUCUUUUCCAUUGUUUUUUUUGAUAAUUUCAAAACAAGAUGUAUCAUUUUCCGGAACGAAACUAAAACCGGUACAAAUGCGUGAUAAAAACAACCUAGGCAAGCCCAAAUUGUUGGCCUUUUUAUUUUUCUGCUGCGCAGGACCAUCAGCUUGAAGGACAUGUUUUUUGGUAUGAGCAGAAAAAAUUCUGCAUUUAAGCCCCAAGUUUAGAUGUGGAAAAGAUGAACUUCCGGUGAGAAAGAAAAACGUAAAGUCAGCACGCUAAGCAGAGCUCUUUCAGUGUGAAUCAGGAUGACAAAUAGAUGGCAAUCGCAACUGAGAACCUUGAUUUGCAAAACACGCAACCAAGACCACAGCCGUUUUCAGUGAAAAUACGCAUGUGUCCAGCCAACAUAUAGACUCCAACUGACAUCGUCCUUAGGUUCUCAAGGCUUUUAACAAAGUAAUUAUUAUCCGGGAGCAUUAUGGUGCGUUUUGAAAAUCGGUGCAUAUUUCUGCGUGACCCGCAUUGGUCUAUAUUCAGUGUGGGAGUGAGGCUGACCAGUUGCAAGAAUUAGUAUAUGUGCUGUCAAUAACAUUAAAAUGGCCGUCGUCAAAAACAAUAUAACGUGAGUUUUUUCAUUGCGACCGACGGCUUAACCAUCCCAGCCGCCAAUAAUAACAUCACGACCACGGCAACUGGUUGAAGGGUUUUACAAUGCCUCCAGAUCAUGUACUGAAAUCCUAUUCCAUUUGCUGAAGUCAGUAAGCUUACUUACGUACGCAAAGUUUUGCGGUUAUCAAAAUCUUUUCCAAUUCUCGAAUACGUUUGUAUCUGAUCUGCCGUUACACUUGCAUUUAGGACUUCCACCCUACAAGCCGUAUACUUCCGCGUACGGAAAACCAUACAUUUCUCUACGGUAUUAAGAGAAAACAAAAUGGAAUUCAUAAAAUUUAGCGGUGGAUUUGAGCCAUACUGCCAACUGUGCAAGCCGCAUUGGUAAAUGCAGAGACGUGACGUUUAAUGAACGGCCAUUCCACACUAUUAAAAAAUCUCACAAUUAGAAUCGUUUUGAAAACCGAAUUAUACCCUUCCUUCGAGCACAAAAUCGGAAGAAAACGCAAUCUUCUACCGAAUAAGUAGGAGAAUGAAUGGUUUUAUGAAUGUUUUCCACGACAUAUAAUUGCAUUUUUAAGCUAACGGAGAUCAGUAAGAAAAACUUAUGCUACUUAAGUAGUUAUUUUUACAGAGUAUAUUUUAAGCAUGCAGCCGGAAAGAAGUUCGUUUGAAAUCCGGAAUCCUCUAGUCACUAAGUUAUUACAGAAUUGUUGCAGGAUGAUUAGUUUUACAACUCUACCUAAUUAAUCUUUUCGAAACGAAAACGCGUUUCGGAAUUUUGGUCAUUUCGUGGUUUAGCUCACCUACUGUAUAUUAUUGUAUACAUGAAGAAAAUGUAAGCUAACGAAACAGGGGUUUAUAUGUCGCAUCAUAUAGUGAAACCCCAUGAAAGACUGAACUACCACGCUAUUUUACAGCAAACAGACGCCAGUGGUUUUUCACCACGUCGAACUGUGCACUUCCACAAAGUAACAGAUUCGGGCAAGAUGAAAGCUUUAGUGCAGAGCAAAUCACAUACAAAAGGGCAGUGUAGCGCUUUGGGGGGACUUUAUUGACUCGGUGAGGGCACAGCAUAAUAACAGGCAUAUCAUACACUAUUGAAAUAGACAAUGUGUAAGAAAUGCAAUUUUCUGGAUCGGCCAGAUGGAUUUCCAGACAAAUAUCCGCAUACGCUGAGCGGGAUCGCCGUGGUCAUAUUUUUUUCCGUAGCUAGUCUUGUGAGACAGGUUUUGUUUGCAUGCUUAUUUAAGGUGCAGUCCGCAUUUUCGGGAGUUUCGGUCUACUUUUUUAUUUUUCGUGAAGUUCUCUUCUUACGUUCAUUUCUUUAGCGUGGCAUUAUUCAGGGUUGACGCGCCAUUAAAAAGCACCAACAGUACGUAUUCACUUUGGCAAAGGGCUCUUCUUCGACUUCUAACAGAGAUGUGCAUUUUUGGGCAUUUUCUCCACCCCGUUUGAAGUUUUCAUCCUGCGCCUCAGUGCAGCGAUUCAGUGCAACAUCGGGACUUAACCACGUUGGCAGUCGGUGUGGAAAUAAAUAAUUAACAAAAUUUCCAAAAAGGGGAUAGUCACGUCUGGACUGCGGCUUUCCGGUCGGCCCUGACCUGCGAAAAGCAUUGUUCGGGUGGAAUAUCGGCUAGACCACUGAAUAAUACGCUAUAGGCAGAUUAAAUCGGAUAUAACCGCGCUAACUUUAUUUUUCCGUUGCGUGUGGACUGAAGGAAAACGGCACUAAACUAAUCUCUCGUCCAGAAGGGGCCGGCUGUGUAAGACAGAAUUGCCUUGAUAAUUCACCUAUAUUUUCCAAUUAAGUGCAAGCACAUUUAUUAACGAUGAAAGAGCUUACGGAGAAGGGACAGUCAUGCGUUUUUCUUGUUGGUUUAGUUAGGAGACUAUUGAUGCACAUAAGUUUGCCUGCAUACACUAAAGCUACCUUUGGGGUAGUCGAAGAGGCCGGUUCGACUUUUGCUUUAUAUCUGCUUUACUAAGGUGUUUAAUGUUGCAUUUUUUCUACUUAGUUUUUUUUCUACUGAACAAAAACUUGAUUGGAACCUGUUGGGUCACUAUUAAAAGUUAGGAGGAAACAAAGUAUUUUAAGAAUUUCAGAAAAAUGUUCAAGAGUAGAUGCGUUCUACCGGAUCUACCCUUCUUCCCUAGACAAAUCGCAUGUUAAUACAGUUCCAACCAGUCAAUAUUUACACAUUUGUUUUGUUUAAACAGUUAGACGUGCAGUACGCGUGGGUUUACUAAUUACGCGACCCGUUACUCGGGAUGAUGGGGAGAGAUUAAUUUGGUUAGCUCGUAAGGUGACUGGACCUGGGGCAAUUUUUGGGGCGGACUGGUCAAUUUGAUAUGAGUGAGUAACCCACUUAGGGGCUAACGGCAGAAAAAAUUGUCAGUUGAUUUAAUUCCAAACCCUAGUAGCUGUGGCCUCCGGCGGACGUUGUUCCUCGUGUUGACUCAACGGAAGACAUUUUUUUGAACAGUCACUACUUAAAUGGCAUGCAAGGUAAAUGAUUCUGUCUAAAUAACUCCUCUGGUUGGUGAUUCGGGUAGGAUUUCCACCAUGGCAAAUGAUACGUUAGUAACAUACCUCGAGUGGGCUGUGCAAUUUGAGUACGAAUUGGCCGAACAGGCGAUAUUAACGACUAGAACGGGGUUUAAGGAAUUCUAAGUAACCAACAAGCACAGAGUAUGAAAUAUAAGCGCAUAUAUAUAAAGUCAGGAUAUUUGCGAGUAAGGAGCAGCACGAUAAUCUGGCAGACGUCUUGUCUGAAGAAAGACAGCAGACGCACAAUGGUUUGGGUUUACUUAGCGGGUAGACUUCGCCUAUGCUGUCCCCAGGAUGGGCCACAAUGGUGAAUCAGCAGAAAGAACAUUGUAUAGUUGGUUUGGUCGUAGUCCAUCUGAAGGCCAUUGGUUGGCAUAAUUACUCCGGUGAGACUUGAAGUAAGCAUUGGGGUAUUCACCCACAUCUGAGUCCGACCAAAGGUCGGCUCUUUUAAAAGAAGGGGCUAGCUGAAAAAGAAGUGUGCUUUAACGUAGGAUAACAAAUGAAGACCAGGCGCGUUCGGAAUUUAGAAUGUGGGAUAUUACACGAUGAAUACUUGCGGUAUUUUGUAAAACCCGCUUACUGCAAAAUCAGCAUCAGAUAAAUUCAAGUUCUAAUCUUCGAAGAUUGCUUUUUGACUCUCCUUUAAACGAGACGUUAAGAAUAAAAUUAGCCUCUCUACUUUCAAAAUUUCGGAAUACGCCAGGCUUUCAGUUUUGUUCUCACACUUCUGUCUGCAGUCCAGUCUUUUAAAGUGAUUUUUGAAAGUUUCUGACGGGUAAUCUCGUAGCCGCGCUAAUUUCAGGAAGAAUGUUAAUUAACUUGCAUUGUAAUUCAAUCAUAAAUACAGCAUUGCUCGCCCACCAUCACAUUGUCGCAAGUCAUCAAAUUUUCGCCCAUGUAAACCUGUAAAAAAUUACUAUUUGCUCAAACGCGCCCAUCACUCUUUUGGUUUGUGGUGUAUUCGGGCUGUAAUAACAGCCCCGGUGCUUGAUUUGACUUCUGUAUAAACAAAUUAAGUAUUCUUGCAAUUCAAGACUAAUGGACCGCUGUUUUGACGUCGACCAACAUAGGCAUGUCAACAAAACAAUUAGUGUUAAAAGUACCAAGAAAGGCGUGAAUUAUUUAAAAAUUUUAAGUAGUUUAUGAAGUGCGGGUCAUUUCACACGAGAGAUUCGCCCUAGAAGUUAUGUUGGACUAGACAAACUUAACAAAAUCCACUCUGAAUGUUUAAAACCUUGUACCCAAACAAUAAAAUCCUUUUUUCGAUAUUAAACGCCCACCAAGCCUGUAACUGCUUAAAUUUCAUUUGGUUCAACCAGCCACAUUUUAGGAAUCAACUUGACCACCUUCUUGACAGAAGCUUAUUAACUGUAUAAAAAGUAGGCUGUGGAAUAAAAAUGGAAGUUCAGUUUGACGUCCAAGUGCGCACAGAAAUAGGAUGCAUCAGAAGCAAUUUUCGGAAGACAUUUUGACCGAAGACAAAUCACUACACAUAUGAUACAGUAAGAUGGCACAUAUUUAAAUAAGGCUUUUAAAUAAAAAUAGCUAAUAAUUCGCAUUUAGCAAAUAAAUGUACGUGCCUGCAUGCACUGUGCAGGGGAUUCAAAGAAAGAAGAGUAAUACGUCUCAAAAGCCAUGAAAGCGAAGAUAAGAAGCCCAAAAUUGAAUCGUACUUGGAACAACACACUAAACGAUUAGCCUGUCAGAAAUGACUACUUUACACUAGUGGACAAUACCUCGUUGCAAUGUAUGGCACGAAACCUUUUCUCCGGCGUAGCCAAAAAUGAUUCUUGGGCAAAGGCAGUGGUUAAAUUGAAAAUUACAAUGACCACUCCGGAGUUUGUGAAAUAUUUAACAAAACAGUCUACGUGAUGCGACCUACAGCAAUUCAACAUUUAGUCGUGCGGAAUGCAUACUGUUGCCAAAAAUAGCAAAGCAAUCAGCCGACUGAGUUUUGUCCUGAUAUGUCGGCAAAAGAUGCCCAAGAACGCUAAAAAAGCAGAUGCAUUUGCUAGCAUAAAACGCCCUCAAUUAUUGUACGCGAAGAAUACGCCUGUAUAGAGCCCGACAUUUAAUCGCUCUUGCCCUGAAUACACAACGAUGUCCAUUUCUACUUAACUUAGCAAACUGACGCUUUUUGUCGUUCGCGUAUUUGCCAGAGCACAGGUCUCCAUUUUCAAGACCAAAUAAAAGGGCUAUUUCAGAAGAACCGUACUAUUGUGUUAUUCAUGGCCCGUUCUUUCCAAUUUAGCAUCAUUUAAAACUUGCACUUUUUACGAUAAAGAGGCGAUGUAUUAGGACUAAAAUAGUCUACUCAAUAGAUUUAUGCUGAGAUAGAUUAAAAGCUGCUACCAUUGUAGGGUUCUUCGUUCGUAAAGUGUUGCUGAGUCUAGUGAUUAAAAAAGUGCGACUCUGCCUUCAAAACUCAGUGCUUUUAGCGGAGUCAAUGGAGUGACCUGGUUGUUACUGUUAUUGUAGAACGGCAAGUUUCAAUUUAAAUUUGCCAGUAUUGUUGACCGGUAUAGGACAAACAGAAAGUAGCGGUUAUAAAGAAAAAGAAGAUACAAUCACUGGAAUGAAAAGUUUCUUGGCCUGGCGUUUCGGACUCUCACACGAGCCCAUCAUCAGAGACCGUCUCUACUGAUGGUUUCGACUGAGAAUCCGAAACGUCAGACGAAUAAACUUUUCAUUGCUGAUAGAAGCGAACAGGUGAGUUCCAGGUAGCAGUUCAGAAGACGAAGAUGCCAUCACUGGAACCAGAAAUUUAUUGGCCUGACGCUUCGGAUUCUCACUCGAAUCCGUCAUCAGAUACACUCGCAGAUAAAGGCGAUGGUGGCAUAAGGAGUGCAGUAUUCAUAGCACGUGGCUGUCGUGGGACCAUAUGCGCACUGUAAUAAACAGCUCUCGUAAUAACCGCUGGGGUCAUAAUUGAUGCGGUGGCGGCUUGUCAGUUCGAGUCCGAGUCGGUAAUGGCCGUGAUUUCGUCAUCCUUGCUGGAUGCUGAUGUGAUGAUUGCGCGGCAAAUUGGUUCACUGUCACUGUGAUAAUUGCUCGUCCGCGUCCUUCGCACGUGACUGAUUCCCCGGUCCAGGGAAAAUUUCAGCACGGAAUAUGGUACUGGGAGGUCAUUGCACUUUUUGAUGGAUUGCGGGCCUGAGAACCAUGACUCGAGCAGCUCGCGGCUCACGCGGUUGUCACCCCUUGCGAGGAUUUCGGCCUCUUGAUGUUUGAAAAUAUGUCCGGGUCCCGUCGAGUGUGCCGUCACCUGAGAGCUAGCGUCUCCCCGCCUCACUGCUGCUGCGUGCUCGGCCAUUCGCGCACGGAGUAAUCCCUCAGUUUCUCCGACAAAGUUGCUUUGUCCGCAACUACACCAAAUCCGGUAAACGACUCCAGACGUUUCCUGCCGUGGCAGCGGGCCUUAUGUCCUCAUGACUUGGCGUCUAAUGGUUGCUUCCGGCCUGUGUGCAACCCCAACUCCAAUUGGAGUGAGAAGACGACUGACGGCUUCCGAGAUGUUCUUUACGUACGGAAGAGCCCGCCAAUAUUUGGGGCCGGUUGGAGUUGGUCUUUGGUGUCCUUUUCAAAUGCACUGGUUGACAAACUUGAGGGGGUAACCACUGGCUCUCAUUACCCGUCGAAGAUAUUGCAGUUCGGCAACCCUGUUUUCCAUUUCACUGCAGUGCGUCUCAACGAGCCGGUAUAGCGCCCUUACGCAGCUGCGUUUGUGACUGAUCGGGCCGGAAGCAACCAUUAGGCGCCAAGUCAUGAGGCCAAAAGACCCGCUGCCACGGCAGGAUUUCGGCCCCUUGAAAUUUGAAAAUAUGGCCGGGUCCCGUCGAGUGUGUCGCCGCCUGCGAGUAAGCGUCUCCCCGCAUCACUGCUGCUGCAUACUCGGCAGUUCGCGUACGGAGUAAUCUCCCUGUUUCUCCGACAUAGUUGCUUUGUCCACAACUACAUCAGAUCCGGUAAACGACUCCAGACGUUUCCUGCUGUGGCAGUAGGUCUUUUGGCCAUGUGACUUGGCGCCAGUGAUCACAUUCUCCUCUUCUUCUGAACUGCUUCCUGGAACGCCCAUUCGCUCCUAUCAGUAGUGGUUAAACUACCAUAGCCUUUUCCUUUUGGCCAGUGUUAAUCUUCGACCAUAAGUAUUAUACCAGCGUCAAAUGGUAUCAUUAAAAGUGCUUGACAAGCUACACUCACGUGCACUCAUCUGCCCGUCCUAGUCAAACAUGACAUGCAGCAUAUAACUGGUCGCUCAAGCGCCUCGUUUCUUUAAGCGUAAUUUUUCCCAAUAAACCAGCAUGCGUCGUUAGUGCCUGCGGAGCGGAAGUUUAUGACUAGAAGAAAAUUCAUGGAAAACAGGCUAACUUGGCGAAUGCAAAUUUUAUGUCAGCUUACGCACUUGUCCGGAGUUUUCGCCUUCUAAACAGUGAAAAUUUGCAGUGUGAUCAUUUGACGCAUUAAGGGGGAUUUGCUCUGGCAUUUUCAGCCAGUACAAAAAACACUCAUUCAUGCCUCAUCGCCCAUGCUGUCCUACUCGUCCCGGAGACAGCCAGUUCAGACCGGCCAAACAUAAUGCCGCACAGCAUGCCUCAUUAGGACGAAUAGAGCACGACGGCGAGAAGGUGUUAAUUUGUAAAUGCGAGAUCGGAUUUAAUUAAAUUGGACGGCAUUGAAAAUGUAUUAUUGGCAGAUAGAACUGGGGUCUUCACUAGAAGGCCACUGCGUAAACUAGUUCAAAUGAAAACUCUAUAAUUAUACUUCCCCCUUUUUCCAUUUCUUUUGGACAGUUUUCUCCUGGUAUUGUGGUGAUGUAACUAGGCGAGUUAAGUUUCUACUAUUGGAUAUGCAGUGGAGGACAGGAUUUCAUAUGUUGAUCAUUUUCCGCCUAUUUCAACCUCUGAUUUCAUUUCUCCCUUGAGACCAGGAACUAAAGUUUUAGACGCACUUGGUACACGCCUAUUCAUUUAAAUGAAGUGCAUGAAGUGCGGUCGUCAAUGUACUACGAUUUAAUCCAACCCGUCAAUAAAUUAAAAAAACUGUCAUGCGACGGAGAAAAGUACAAAAGGGACGGUCGAGUCGCAUCGUGCGGCUGAUUAACACAGUUGAUUAUGAGCUUAUGCUGCGCGAAGAAUGUUCUUAUUUAGUGCCGACUUGGAUUUUUACGCCACACGCGUUUACCUUUGCGGUGUUGGAGUGAAUAUUCAUUAAAGAAUUUUUAAGGGGAAUCUAUGACUGAUAGCCAUGGAAGGCGAAAAGCCGGUUCAGUGCUUAUUUUAACAUCUGCUAAGAGGCAAGACGAAUGGUAAUGCUUUUUAAAGAACAAAGUUACUGUUUCUAGGACGAAUUAAGCUAUUUCGUCGUCAUUUUUUAGGAGAAACGAUUUUUUUCUUUGAAGGACUCUGUGGCCUUCGAAAGCCCGUUCCAUAAAAAGUUGCAUACUGUUUUCAUUUGUUCCUGUGCCUUGCAGAUUUGAGACCUCGCCGUGAGUUGUCAAGUCUGCUUCUAUCUGGUGCGGUCGGAAACGACUAGCUGACAAUUUCCCCCUAUUGUUUGUAUUUAGGUCGUGUUUUAUUCAACUAUGCAAACGUCAGUCAAAUAUUAGAGACAUGUGGGGAGCUGAUGUAAUUUAUAUGAUCUUAAAUUUUGAAUCUGAAGGGACAUUUACAGUGAGUGACCGAUCUCAUGGAAUGUUGGCCGAAAUUCGGAAAUGCUUUUUCGAUUGAGAAGAAUAACCUAUGUACCGUUACAAUACUGAUUAUUGAGCGGCACAAUCCUAUAACGUUUUGGACUGGGCAACAUGUCGGCUUUUGAAUGAACGUCUUUUUGACCUCCUGAAGGAACCACUUCGGUAACAAAUGACUACUUAAAUGACAUGUAUUCCUCCUAUUGAUUUUCGGUGGUCUUAUAAAUUCAAAUAUAUUUUAUAGGAAACAUGCAUAAAAUAUGGUUUCUUUUGUUCGUUCGGUAGAGAAUCACGUUGUUUUUAUAGUAUAUACCUGAAGGAAGGGUAUAAUUUGGUUUUGGAAAAGUUUUCCAGUGCCAGAAUAAGUUUGAGCCUGAUUAGCCAUUGCCUUAAAUUUUAGCGAAUUGAGUCCACAUGGUGCAGGCCUUCGGCGUAAAGAAAAUCAUAUAUUCCUCUAGGCCUUUAAAAAAGAUACCAUUUAGAGUUAACAGAAUAUUGCGGAACAUGUUCUACAUUUCAUGAGAAGCAUUGGCAAACGGACAUGUACGGUGCUGCAUGAAUGGCAGUUCUUAAAAAUCUCAUAAUUGGAAACGUUUCCAAAAGCUAAAUAUACCCUUUGUUGAGAUAUAAAAUGUAAAUAUAACGUGAUUCUCUACCGAACGAGCAAAGAAAGGCAUAUUUUAUGCAUGUUUUCUAUAAAAUAUAUUAAAUUUAUAAAACCAUUACAAAUUACUGUCAAUAUGUAUGCUACUUAAGUAGUCAACUCUUAACAAGCACGGGUUUCUGUAGGAGGUUAAAAAGAAAUGCAUUAAAAAGCCGACUUCCUGACGAGUCCGAAAAAUUAUGGGAUUAUGCCGCUUGAUAAUCAUUAUUGUAACGGUACCUAAGCAAUUCUUCCUAAUCAAAAAGAAAUUUCCAAAUUUUGGUCGACAUUUCAUGAGAUCGGUCGCUCACUGUACGUUUAACCUAUGUAUCCUAUUUGUCCCCUGAAAGGAGUCAUGCGGUAAGUGUGUCGAAUCAACACAAGGGCUAAACUGAAGUCCGGCAGGCGUUAUCGAGAAUGUGAACUCGUAACAAAUGCUUACGUUUGGGGUGCGGUGACACGCCCACGUGCAACCUCACGCCGCACGCGCAUGGGGAUCUGUGUUGCUGCCCUGUGUUUGUUGUGGUAGAAAGUCAGUGUCCGUGCGGACCAGGCGUUUCUGGUGGUGACACGCCUAGGUGCGGGUUUUCGCCGUGCCUGCCACCUGUGGCCCCUCCUACCUCUGGUCUUUUUGACUUGGUCAUAACACUGGGCCUGGGUGGGAAGGAGAGAGUGCUGUAGGUGCAGAGCAAGUCUCAUAUCACGAGAAACUAGAGUACGCGCACCCCACCAUGCCUACUCUCACUCUGCCUUGAAGCACACGAUGGACAUAGUCGAUACUGGUGGUAGAACUGUGUUAUAGCAUAUAGUGAACGUUAUGUGGAAUUGACACCAUUUCUCCGGUCUGAACAUGGUUUGAAGACAGUUUCUUUUCAUUCUUCCCAAAGUCUAAAUCAUCGGAUUGUGUUUUGGUCACUUUGCAUUGGCCAAAUGCAUGUGAUUUCAAAAAAGCACGAUUAGGCCUAAAGCAAAAAAAUGCUUGUACAUGCAAUUCAAUCUUGUCUUAGUCUCAGUGCUGUUUCCGCAUUAUCCGUUUAGAAGAGUCAAUAUUCUAUGCGAAGAAUUAAUUUUUACAGAGAGUUUUAACUCUUUCUCACAUUGUAAAGGGGUCCUGUUUUAAUUCUGGCCUCCAGAUUGCCUUAUGCUGUAGAAGAUAGCAGGGAGUGUUUCAGUAGUACCUGCCAUCUCCGUCCGCGCCUGGUUAAGUCGGUACUACUCAAAGCAUUGGCAUGUAGGUAACUGCAAUAGGAACUGACUUUCUUGGAUCCGACAAAUAUAGUAUGCUACCGCUGUCACGGAGAAUGAACCGCUUUGACGCUGAUAAGUUUUGUAUCAAUAUACUUUUGCUAACGUAUUGAAGGUGCAGGGAUUGGGCACGCGAAGUUCGUUUUAAGAGCUACGGCAUUCGAAAUAAAAUCUUCGGUUGAGGUGAGUUCUACCACUGUGCUUCUAGGCCCUUAUUAAAUCCGUUUUAGAGUGUAGAAUGUUGCGUAUUUUUCACUGAAAAAUUUAAUUAGCGAGCUAGCUUUAUAAAAAAUAUCGGAGCGUCAUGCAAGUGAUCGGAGACGAGGACGAUAACAGUCAGUUUCAUUAAAAAGAAUAUUUAACGUGAUUUAUCCCGAACAAAAAGAGGCGAGCGUUAUUAAGAGGUCUAGUUCGGCCAACCUUAGGAGCCGGGUAGAUUAAUAAUGUUCAAACGUUUAUACGGACUAUGUUUCGCAGUUAAUGAUUAAUUACAUUUUGCCCCGUUCCCUAGUUACCACCGUUGUUUGAAGUUAAAACCGCCCCGAGCUGCGUUAUCGGCAUAACUUCACUCUCUUAGUCUGUUUGUGAUGAAUUCUCUAGUUGCUGCACAUGACUACAACAAAUGCGAUUGGUAAGUAAUUCAUUCGCUUAGGCUACCAUUCGGCAUGCUAAUAUACUUUAAUCGCCAGUAGCAGAUUUGCAGGCAUCACGUUUUCGAACCAUUAGCAUAAAAUUCGGCAAACUCUAGAUACGUACAGACAGCGUCAACGGGUGGGCGUAUCGAAGAUACAGUAGGUAGGCUAAUUCAUGAAAUAUCAGACAAAAGUUCGAAAUGCGUUUAUGUUUCGCAAAGAUUAAUUAAGUAGGGUCGUAAAACUAGUCAGUCUGCAACAUAAUUCUAUAAUAUUUUACUUACCUCAGGAUGCCGGCUUUCGAAUGAACUUCCUUCUGCUGCAUUCAAAAACUACAUUCUGUAAAAUAUGACUACUCACGUAGCAUGAAUUUUUCUCGUUGAUUUUCAAUGUCCCUAAAAGUUCAACUAUAUUUCCUGGAAAAAAUGCAUUAAUUUAUUCAUUCUUUUGCUCAUUCGGUAGGUACUUAAGUCUUUUUUUAAUUUUAUACCCGGAGGAGGGACAUAAUUCAGUUGUCCAAACGUUUUCCAAUUACCUUAUUAUUUUGAACCCGCUCUAUCGGUAUACUUGGAUUCAGGGUUUCCGAACUACAAGCCGUAUACUUUCUUCGUAAGAAAAGCCACACAUGUCUCUACGAUAAUAAAGGGACCAUACAGGGUUCAUAAAACUCAGUAGUGGAUUUGAUCUAUAUUGUUGACUUUACAAGCCACAUUGAUAAAUGCAGAGACAUGACGAUUUAUGAACGGCCCUUUCACCUUAUUUAAAAGUCCCAUAAUUGGAAACGUUUCUAAAGUCAAAUUAUGUCCCUUCUUCGGGUAUAAAAUCAGAACAAGACGUAAUCUUCUACCGAAUGAGCGAAAGAAUGAAUAUUUUUAUGGACGUUUUUCAUGAAAUAUAAUUGGACUUGUAGGGGCAUCACUGAUCAAUGAGAAAGAUGCAUGCUACAUACGUAAUCAUUUUUUACAGUCUAGUUUUUGCAUGCAGCCGGUGGGAAGUUCAUUCUAAAGCCGGCAUCCUGAGGUAGUUGAAUAAUUAUAGAAUUAUGUUGCAGGCUGACUAGUUUUACAACCCUACUUAGUUAAUCUUUACGAAACGAAAACGCCUUUCGGAAUUUCGGCUGACAUUUCACGAGUUAGUCCACCUACUUUACGUUAAAGAACUACUGAGAUCAGACUACAGAAGCUAAAUUUCUUCGGAAAUAAAGGGAACAAUAAACCACUAGAGCCACUGAGAUACGGCGUUUACUGAAGAAGAGCGAUGAAUUUUUAAUGUUAGGAGGCCGUGGGACCUUGUAGGUGCCAGAAGUGCGACAUCGAGAUGACACUUAAAUAAGCAUCUCAAACUUUGCCUGCAGAAUAGUUAAUUCAACGUGGCAAUAAAGAACUCUUACUUCAGUUUUCGCAAUUCAGGACUCAAGUUAUACAGAUGACACAUAAAAUGAGAUAAGAAGGCAAACGGCCUUAAUAAGUUAUUGUCACCAAAAUGACUAAAAUAUCGAUAGUGUCAAAAUUUCACUAAAAGUGUCUUGAGUCUUUGUAUGUAUAUACUCAUCACGAACUUACUGAAAGAAAAUUUUUAAAGCUUCCAUUUAUUUGGGCCCACAUGGGAUAAAACGUGUAAACAGUUGUAAGCAACAAUUAGGUUAAAAAGGAAAAGUCCGCUAGGUCAAUGCCCCCCAAGUUUUUAAUAUGCACAUACCUCUAAAGUCGCCUGUGUUUGUCAGUUGAUUGUGAAAAAAGUAAAACUAAUUCGCUCAUUGGCGAGGCAUUCCUCAAGUUAACGAUACUAAGGGACUGUCGCCAGCACAUUAGGAUCACUAAGGUAAAAAGUCACUCGUCACCCAUAUCGGUAUUUCGUCGUCUAAGUUUUCCACCGCGGGGCAGUAUCCGCAGGCGCAAGGAGGCAUUCAUCGUCUUUAGCCAAAGGAGGAUUGGGUUAACAUUUACAGAGGUGAAGGAAUGACGGGAGUGUAUAAGUCUAGCCGGCGUAUGUGGAUGACGAUACGCACCGAUGCAUUUAACUAUGAGUUCGCCUGCCUCGUUACCGAGAGCGUAGACGAAGGCGACAAUUACGCAGCCGAACAGGUGCAAGAAACAUGCUCGUCAGACGCUCAUUCGACCGACAAGUUCCCCAAGCUCAUGCAACAUUUCGAAUGAAGAUUGCAGGAAGAAAAACUCCCCAACAGGUCACCCUUACAAACAUUAGCUGUUGGGCAACCGCUUGUCUUGGUCAUGCUGGCGUCCAUUCUUGGGGUCGAUGUUGAACAAGAGCGAGGUCAACGAUAUCACAAAGGCAAAAAGAUGUCAGUGGACAAUAGGAUGUGGAUUUCGACGAAUUUAUCCAUUCUUGACGAUAAAAUUUAUAAUAUACAGAAGGUGGGCUAACUCAUGAAAUAUCAGCCGAGAUUUCAAAAUGCGUUGCCGUUUCGAAAAGAUCAAUUAAGUAAAGUUGUAAAACCAGUCAUUGUAUAACAGAAUUCUAUAAUAAUUCAGUUACAUCAAAGUGCCGGCCUUUGAAUGAAUUUCUUGCCGACUGCACGCAAGUACUACCCUCUGCAAAAAAUGGCUACUUAUGUAGCAUGCAAGUUUCUCAUUGAUUUUCGAUAACCUUACAAAUUCGCUUAUAUUUCAUGGAAAAUAUACAUAAAAAUAUCCAUUCUUUUGCCCAGUGAGUAGAAAAUGCCGUAUUUUCCCAAUAUUAUAAUCAAAGGAAGAUAUAAUUUGGUUUUGAAAAGUUUCUAAUUGGGCAAUUUUUUUGAUACCCUGAAAUGGCCUCAUAAAAAUGUCAUGUCUCUGCAUUUACCAAUGUAGCUUGUAGAGGUAGCAAUAUGACCCAGAUCAACUGUUAAAUUUUAUGAACUCCAUAUUGUUUCCUCCUAAUACCGUAAAGAAAUGGAUGGUUUUUUAUACUCAGAAAAUAUACAGCUUGUAGUUUGGAAGCCCUGAAUGCAAGUGUAAUGACAAGUCGGGUUCAAAAUUAAUCGGGAAUCGGAAAAGUUUUUGAAAACCUAAUUCUGCCUUUCUUUCGGGUAUAAAAUCGAAGGCAGACGUCAUUUUCUACCGAAAUAGUGAAGAACGAAUAUUGUUUGGAUGUUUUCCAUGAAAUAUAGCUGACUUCUUAAGCGCAUCGAAAAUCAAUGUGAAAAUUGCGCGCUACAUAAGUAGUCAUUUUUUUGCAGAAUAUUGUUUUUGCGUGCAGUCGGAAAAAAGUUCAUUUGAAAGCCGGUACCCUGUGGUAAUUGGAUUAUUAUAGAAUUAUGCUGUAAAACGUUUAGUUUUACAACUCUACUUAAUUAAUCUUUUCGAAACGGGAACGAAUUACGAAACAUCGUUGAAAUUUCACGAGUUAGUCCACUUACUGUAUCUUUCGGAAAUACAGACCUAAUGGAAAGACGUGCACUGUGGUAUACUGAGAAUAACUAUUCGUUGUACCCUUGCUGCAUCUGUGCUUCUCAGAGGCUGCCAACUGCUUUCUUCACUGCAAACGUUUGCAAUUAUCAGUUUUUAGUUGAAGCGUUUAAUUUGCACGUCGGUUUUAUUGAAACAAUGUCAUUUGGGGAUUCUUCACACUUUACGACGCGUGCUAACGCACUCUCCGUCCUGAUUUGACUUGCGACCACGGAGUUGGCAACAGGUGUAUGAGCCUGCGAAGGCGUUUAUACGCGGCGGAGUUAAGUGUCUAUUUUCUGCCAGACACACCGACGCCUAGCCCAGGCGACUGUUGAGACAGCUCGCGUUUUCAUCAUAGCUCAGUUGAGCUAACAGGUGAGGUCUUCUGAAAAGGUCAGACUGAUUGCGCUUUUGUUACCACGGCUGACAUUAAACCCCGAGUCUCCGUCAGAUUUGCCCAAUUAUAGUCUCAGAGUGACUCACUCGCAUAAUCCUGUCUUGACAUGCACCAGCAUUUUGCCCUCAGUAAAACUCUUUAUUCAUCGCGACCUUCGUAAUUAAGGAAAGCGGAGCUGGCUUGCCGAAAAUUACCUGAAAACGGGUUAAUACUUGAAUAAUGUUUGAAAUAUAAACACAACCGUCGUUUAUUAGAUUGUGACUACUAGCAUACUCCCAUUACGUUUCUCCCCGUCUCCCAAGGCAUGGUUUAUUAAGUUUAAAUGACCUAAUCAUCUCUACAAAAUUAGAUGAGACAAAUAAAAUGUCAGACUUGUUUAGCAGGCUGCGUUUUUGAGAAGUGUAAAAAUAAAUGGGCGAAAAAGAGGCAUUUACUUAGCUCAAAUGAGUGUCACUCAAAUAACACAUUCGAGCUUGACCCUUCUCAAAGGAACAGUACGGAAAAUGAGUCUGACUGGACCAAUGUACUGCGCAUGAACAUUGUGUGGUAGGCAAAAAAUAAGAAACUAGAGAUUGAACCACCGAUCACGUUCAACUAAUAAUAAUUAUUCAUCAACGCCUUGCAACCCGCUUUCAUCAUUGUUUUCGGUUGUAGAACAAGAAGUUAAAUGGGUCCUAUGUUCGUCUGCACCAGAGUGGCAGCAUUCUAUUACGUUUUACGUUUGCUGAAAAGUCCUGGUAGGACUGAACGUAAUUUAAUUAAUAAAACAUGAUGACCAAUACCCAGAUACUCAAUCAGAGAUACUUCGGACGAUGUGCGUUUCGGUGUUAACUUAUGCGUUGCGCGCAACCCUCUUUCUCACACAGAAUAGGUUUCUAAAUCAUUUUUACCAGUGUAAAAAAGAUUCAUGGGCAGAAACGCUUCUUUCGAUUCACUAGCAUUUUUUAUGGCAAGAAGUGACAAGGACUACGUUUGCACGCUUCCGCGUGCCCAUCUAAUGGAGGAAAUUACUUUGCAUAGAGAUGUGCGUCUAAACCUUUAUUAAAUUCAAACUUAAUUUGCAAGGCCGGUAAAUCGAUGAAGGUUAGAUGUCUUUAACUAAGCUACACCCACAAGACAGUUAUUAUCCCCUAAAGAAUUUGAAUUUUUAUUGUUAGCAUAAAUCCUUGGCGCAGAGAUCAACAAAAAAUUAUCCGCAAUUUCCGAACAUGCCUAAAUAUUCCAUAAGUAAUAGGUAGAAAGGCCACCGUAAUUUGGUCAUUUUAAGUUUAAGUGUAAGCCAAGAUACCUUUAGCGGAAACGUAUGUUUGUUAAUAAGUAAUUUAGAAAUAAGACGGCACCGCGCUAAAUAUAUGGAAAAUAUUGUAGCAUUUACAUAGCCGUUCGGUUCUCGGUACUAGCCUUUACCAUAAAGGUAAAGGCUAGUACCGAGAGCCGAAUAGUGCUAAAGAGAAAGGUUUCAAAUGAAAACAAAAUAAUGUAGUUUAGUUUGCGGGACAAGUCUCGCAGUAUUAAUCGGAGGAGUACAUAAGUAGCUUUGACUUCAAUCUGUAAAUAAUAUUUAAAGAAAUAACUUAACAGAGAAAAAAAUUUCAUUUAAUCUUGAGAGUUUGCAUCAUGAACAUUAUCAGGAGCAUCAUCUUCUUUUAUUUAUCCGGCCUCACGUCUAGCUGGGACUGUGACUGCAACCAAAACCACCAUUUAUAGAAUACGUCUGCUCGCAAACUGAUUGGCUGAGUAAAGCUGUUAAAAUACAUCCUAUUUUGCGACUUCCCUCAAUCGUAAGGUACAAGACCUGCCUUUCUAGGCGACCAGUAGAAAAUACUUAGAAUCGAAAUGUGUCCACAGCAAACUCAUGAACCACUUACGGUCCAGCGCAGUCCACUGGCAGCAGAAAGCACAGAGUAGUUUUUCGGGAGAAAUGUUUUCCUAAUAUGGAUUAAAGAAUAUGCUCAUGAUCGCAUCUGCUAAUUUGCAUUUUCUACUUACUGACCGGCCUUCUACGUGUGAGCUUAGGAAAAAGUUAUCUUAAUUUUCCAUCUGUGAAAUAAAACAAAUUUACCCGAAAUAAUUUUAUCACUAUGAAUGCAAUGAGGAAAGGGCUUAGGGUAAACCUCCGUGCAUAGAUUUUCAAACCUUCGUUGAACACAGAAUGAUCGACCGGCCGUCAUACUUUACAUUGCUCUAGUCCUCUAAGAACGCUUUUUCCAAUAAAUAGGUUAAAUAUUUGUGUCAAAUGUUAGUGUGGUCAUAUCCUCUUAGUUACUCUAUUGAUAAAAAUGGGUGAGUAUUUUGUACCUUCGCAAAUUAAUUUUAUUUUUAUGCUACUAGUUUAUGCGUUUAGGGUAUUUGUGUAUUUUAUGCAAGGUUGUUACUUAGACCAAAGCAGUAUUAUUUUUACUGUUUAAUUCAUACGCUCACCUGACUGAGCUUCCUUCUUCCUUGAUGUAUGGUGUUGGCCAAUACGUUUUGAUUGACUCCUAAAUUAUGCGAGACCUCUUCUGUAUUUUUCCCUAUUCCAUAACUUAUAACAUCUAAUGUGAUUGUAUACGGCUGACUCUACGGAAAGCUUAAAACCAUCUAUUUCGGAAAAAUUUGAAGUAAUAUUGCGCAAGAACACUAUGAUAAAAACACUGUUGAGUUAUUUUGUCUCCCGAAGCAAAAAAUAAGGAGUAAGUGACGUUGGACUUGGAGAUUUUGAUGGAAAAACAAAAGUUUAAGAAGUUAUUAAACAGAGCAAAUAAGAAUGGUAGUUCUGAUUUGCCUCGUCCAAAAAUCCUUCGAAGGAAAGCCGUUUCCUGCGACAAUCAUAUUUACGGUUUCGAACGUCCAGCUAACACGAAUUGAGUUCCGCAAGCGGACACCGUGAUUCGUUUGAGACCUGCCAGCGGAUGUGUAACUGCAUAUGUGGAAGAUUUGCCCCUUUCCUUCAGCGUGCGGUAGCUAUCCUAUCAGCCGUAGCUGUCCCUCAAAGUCUAUUCCUUGGUUAUCAUAUGCCCUGCUUGCAUAUUGUAUCAAAGCAAAAGUUAGGAAGAUCAUGGAAUUGUCUUCUUCAUCAAGAGGGGUUGAUUUUAGCACAUUGUUUUUUUCAGGAGUUGCAUCGUUUCCUAAAAGUUCUUCUGAGUAUUUGAAUUCCUCAGGAUUAGAUUCAUGGGACCUUUUACACCGCCAGCAGUAACAGAUUAUGUAUUUGUUCAAGCGAAAAGGUCCCGUCUUUCGUAGAUGAUUGACGUUUUGUGAUUUUCGAUGGUUAGAAUAACAAUUUCUGUGUGCAUGCGAUUCCAUGAUUGUUUAUUUUGACCUUUGCUGAAGCAUACAUCUAAUCUGGAUCUUAAGUUCAUUUAGAUAAAGCAGUAGCGUGGUUUUUAAUAAACUGUAUGGAUUACACUAUAUUCUAACAUCAGAUUCAUAGGCUUGGCGAAUGUGCAGUGGUAUUAUGCUUUUUUAUGGGACCGUCUUUAAUGUCUGCCGCGGACGUAUGUCCGAAGGAAUACUUUGCGGACCUGUUUUUGUUGGAUAACGAUAUUUUGUGCAACAAAAGCCGCAGAAUUUUGUGCGGUGUAGGUGAUAUAAUAGUAAGGCUCAAAGACAAUGCCACCCUUCAAAAGGACACUAUCAACUUUGUACGUAAAAAUAUUGUCUGGUAACAUGACCUCCGCCCACUGAAUCAUACAUUCAAGUUGGUGGAGCGGAAGAAUGCCGACACAGCGGACCUAUAGUAGUGUAUAGGUGGUAUAGCCCAAAAAUAUUGAAUUGCCACUUUUUUAGAGUGUGUGCUAAUUUUCCAUCAAGUCAAUAAUAACUUUCACUAUAUUUCACAAAUCGCGGAUAUCGAUGACCAUCUAAAUAUGCAACAAGGCAACUUAUCGGUAUACUCAGAAACAAAUAGUCCGCUUUAGGUAUCAACUAUGUGCAUCCAGCGUAAACCCUAGUUUAACAUUGUUGACUGUAACGAACAAUAUACGGCUUUCGGGUGUAUUUUUAUAUCUUUCUGCCAGUCAACAUUUCUACUAACGAUUGUAUUCAUUUAAAAUUUGCAGUCUCGAAUUCGUCACCCUGAACUCAGCGUCUCCAUUGUUCUCUGUCUAAUUUGUGAUGACUGUGGUUUCUAAGGAAUUUUAAGGAGCUUCUGAUCUCCAAAGCCAGCCAUAUCAUUUGAAAACAGAAAGUUUUGACCUUUAGUGUGGUGGUGCAUCUGAGCGCAUAUCAACACGGAGUCAGUGGCAUUUGAAGCAUUCUUUCAUUAGCGGGAUAGGAAUUGAAAAAUCUAAGUGUUGCGUGCAGUAUUUGCCAGUAUAAGUACCUUCCAGCUUUUCGGUUGACUAGACCUAAUGCGCUUAUAUCGGUACACAAAUCACACUUUAUUCAUAUGCAUUUACUGCUUGAUGGAGACUUCUUUAUUUAAAAAUGUUUGCCAGCAUCUGGGGGUAUAUUUUUGAAGUGUUCCUUAGCAUCUUAGUUUCCGCAAACAUAUACCUAAUGAAGACAGGGGCAUCUCUCAUGCAUGCCUACGGAUCCCGAGAAAUAUCAGAUAAUUCAGUUUGAAAUGGUAGCACAUACGAUUUUAGCAAGCCUGCGUCCGAACAAAUGCCGACUGUAUGGUUUAGGGUUAACGUACUGUUUCUGAUCUUUUUAAUACUAGGCUGAAAUUAUAUUGUUUGACCACCUGCUUUAUUAGAUUAUUUUGUUCCGCCACUCGUGCAUACUGCUUUUGGCAAGAAACGUGUUGGGAAAAGAAGACGGCAGGUCUUAAACACCGUCUGCGACGACUAACGGCCUCACUUAGUGCUAAUAAGCCGCCAAAACAUGCGGCAACAUCAAGAUUGCACUGAAAGGACAACAAGAAAAAUCAUAAAUUAUUCCCUGCCGCAGUCGGGCAAAAGAACUGCUACAAAAUAAUCCUGUCAAAAAAUCAAAGAUAUGCAACAAGGCAUCUCUAGCCAGUGAACAGAGUACGAUCAGAGACUGUUAUUUCGGCUGCAGAACAACGGCUGCACUUACAUGCCUCUAAUACCCGUAUGGUAGCUAAGAAAUCUUCAACCAUAAUAUUUUGAGGCAUCUAUAUUAACCUUAUUCAACCUUUCUCAAAUGAUUUUUUUAACUAGUUGGACAUUUAAAGGCAUACGACUUUCCUUUUCUCGAUAAAACUGAACUGAACGCUUACCUAGUGAGGAUUCAAAAUUGUUCUUGCGACAUAAAAAUUGCGCGAUUAUGCACUUUCAGCCAAAUCAGAUGGAGAAUGCAUUGAUGCCAGAGCUAAAACUUCAUUUUGCGAUGCCAUCGAAGGAAAGCUAUCGAUAUUAAUGGGGCACGUUUGGGUGAAAAAUGACCUGCCGAGCAUGUGGCACUUUAAAUCUGACCAGAUCUGAAAUUUUGACCGUUCUCUGUGUGGAAAAAUGGUAAAGUAAGAUUGAUGCAGAUGGGCAUGUCCAGAAUUUAAUCAAGAAAAAUUGUGCACAAAACAGAGGAUUACGUUUGCGUCAACCUGCAUUGCCUGAAACAAAAUUGGCGUUAUGUUGGGACAGUUUUGAUAAGAAAGAUGGGACGUUAGUUUUUCCUUCGAUGAUCUUGACAAAAUUAUUUUAUCGUAAGACCUUCUACAAAGGCAGUUAGCCUUCGGUAGGCAACCGUUUAAAUUGUAAUAUCAUGUUCUUUAGGAUCAGACCCUGCUAACCCAAGUAAAAAAAAAAACAAUUCAAUCGUUCACUCUGACCCAACUGUGAAAAACUCGAUGCCUCGGUGGGAUCCGAACUCAUGACAGCAAGGGGAGGCUUUAAUACAGCCAAUGCUCUAACCAUCUGACUUACGAGGCUCCAUCGGAAGACGCGAGUUUAAUCAUAUUUGGGUCACGUUUACCCGUCCAACCUACUACAACGUCUGGAAUCCACCAAGUCUGAUACAGUAAGCUGGCUGCCCAGGCAGGAUUUCCUAAGUAAUACCUUUACACUCCACCAGAUGACUACCAGGCUCACGUAAUUCAGAGGUGUUUUGGCAGAUUAUUUUAAAUCUGUCAAAACACCUCUGAUUCCAAUCCUUGUUACUUUGUACCGUAUGAACAACAGCACCAGAUAUGUAAAAAAGGACCGCUUUGCCAUGCAAUUUCCGCUUACGGCAACAAUGGCGAAGAGAUUGGCUGCGCAGAGCGCCCCUCGUCGGAAGUGAGCACCUAACUGUUUGCACGUUAGCCAAGGAUUAAAGUUCAAAAACUUGAAAAAGCCGCAGAUUUGGAACGGAAGAAGUUCUGAAGUCAGGGUUGACGUUAGACAAAGAAUGCCGAUAGGCCAGUAUUCUCACCUGUUCCAAAAAGCUGUUGUUACCUGUCCACCGCAAAUACACAUUUGAAGUGAAAAAGUAACAGAUCUCACACAGUUUCAAUUCUCCACCAAGCAGAUGCGUUGUUGUUUUUUUCUAACUAUUUAACUGCAUUUUACAUGGAAUUGGGGCUCAUUAUAACAUUCACACGACAAAAUUUCAAGCCAUUAUACGUUUUUACAUUCUGUACAGUCGAAAUGUUAGCAUCAGUGGUGUAUCGUGGAAGGACCCGAAGACAAUGCUUUCAGUGUGGAAUUCUCAUUACGAAAGGGUUUAUGAGAACUGCGCACGCGCUGGACCAGAUCGUUGUAUGGCAGUUCGUUAUGAGCAAUUGGUUUUACGACCGCGUGAAUCAAUGAAGAAGGUUCUCGGUAAGCAAAGGCUGACUAUAUUUGCACCUGUAUUCUAAAGGCCCCGAUGGCAAAAAACGUUACCGUGCGCGACUGAUCUCAUAAAAUGUUGGCUCAAAUUAUGAAAUGUGUUUUGGAAUUAGGAAGGAUCAAUAAGGAGGCGUUGCAAAAUUAAUCACUUUAUGGCAUAAUCUCAUAGUAUUGCGGACUCGCCAGGAUGACGGCUUUUGAACGCAAUUCUUUUCGACCUCCUGCAGAAACGACGCUCGGUAGACAAUGGCUAUUUAAGAAGCAUGCAUUUUUCGCAUUGGUUUUCGAUGGUUUUAUAGAUUCAAGUAUAUUUUAUAGAAAACAUGCACAAAGAUAUGCUUUCUUCUACCCGUUUUGUAGAAAAUCACAUUACAUCAAAUUACAUUUUAUGCCCUAACGAAGGUCAAAUUUUUUCUUCAUAUAAGUUUCUAAUUAUGAGAUUUUUAAGACCGUGAGAUGUCCAUAUAUACAGCGUCGUAAUGGACCAUUUAUUAAUGCUGCCCACGAAGUGUACAUUAUAGCCCACAUCCACCGCAAAAAUUUAUAACCUCUGUAUAGCGACGUCCUAGUAGCAUAAAGGAAUUUACGAUUCUCCUUACGCGGAAAGCAUUUACCUUGUAGACUAGAAUCAGUGAGUGCUAAUGCAACGGCUGCUCUGGCUCACAAUUAUUCGGGAAUUGGGAAACAUUUUCCAAAACCUAAAUAAAAACUUUCUUCCGGCAUAAAAGAGGACGAAAUGUGAUUUUAUACCAAAUGAGUAAAAGAAAGCAUAGCUUCGUGCAUGUUUUCUAUAAAACUUAUUUGAAUUUAUAAUACCACUGAAAAUCAAUGUGAAAAAUGCAUGCUACAUAAGUAGUUAUUUUCUACCAAGCGCCGUUUCUGCAAGAGACCGAAAAGAAGUAAAUCCAAAGACCGACGUCCUGGCAAGUCCGAAAUACCCUUAGAUUAUUACAUAAAAUGUUUAAUCUCACAGCGCCUCCUUAUUUAUCCUUUUAAAUCGAAAACGCACUUCAUAAUUUUGGCCAAAAUUUCAUGAGAUCGGUCACGCACUGUACAUCAUGGUUUUCUGGCUUAAAGUUAAAAAAUGCUUUGAGGCGUGGUCGGAGACUCAUAUAGAAAUCCUCUACCAGUACACUGGUGGGAGACAACCUCUAAUACGGGGAUGGUUUUGGCGGUAGGAUGUGGUUAUAUAGCCCUGCCUGACGGACACAGUACUGUUGGCGUUGGGGUUGGGAUUGGAAGCUAGGGUUAGCGGCCAUGAUUAGGGCUAGGGAUUAGGGUUGGGGUUUGGGAUUAGGGUUAAGCUUUAAAGUUAGAGGUUUGAGUGAGGGUUAGGGCAACUAUUUCAAAACCCCUCAAAGUACAACCGCGCAUUUCCGAUAGCUUUUCUUUUGAAUACAUCCCCAUCUGUAAAAACCCCUAUUACCACCGGUCUUGCAUUACAGGUGGCUGGGGUUUGUUUACUCCAAGUGGGGCUGCAUUACCACACCAGACUGGUAUGGCUUCGUUAGAGAACGGACAGUAAGGUUUAAAUUAUGUAGAAAGUCAGAAACGCAUAAUAACUCCAAGUGCCUGAUUAAAUGCUCUAAUAAGUUGUGAAUCCAACCUUGCGUAACAUAAGAAAUGGCUAAGAGGCGAUAUCGCCAUCAUAUAAAAGCCCUGCAUUAGUGGAAAUGGCCGAUCACUCGAUCCGGAAACGGAAUAGUCAAUGAUUUGUUAGUAGAACUUGUCAAAGUCAGAUCAUUUCAGUCACUUUUAUCACCAUUCACAUAUUAUAAAUAGUCUUUCGUUAAAGUACUGGUGCGCGUAUAUAAAUACAGCCUUAUGAACCGCGUAAUAGAUAAACAAAAAGGAUCUAAGCACGAAAUUAUAUUUUUAUCGGGCAUUAUUGUGAAAUAUAGAUGGAGAAGAUAUUUUUAAGAUGCUUGACUUAAUUGCUUAGCCAUGCAUCCGUGUUCUGGCUGGGUAGUGAUAUUGACAAAGUGCUGUCUAAGAGAAUUUCAAAAGUAAAAUCAGAGCCUCGUGGGGGCUGUUCGACACGGAGAAAAUGAGUUAAAAGUUACGAUAUAUUGCUCUGAUCAUUCACUAGAUGGUUUUAAACGCAUAAAAUAUCUACAUUUUAUCGCAUUAAAAAUCCAAAACCUUGCACAGCAAUAUGGCGUUAACAGUAAUUCAAUAUAUGGAAGGGCCAAAAACGUGGGUAGACCACAACAAGUGACUUGAUGAUUAUCACGUAGAAAUUAGUUUUAAGAAAAAGGUCAGGGGUUGUCAUUUUAAGUUUAUCUGCAGCUACAGGGCAGCAAAAGCGUAUGUACAUUUCCGAGAAACCUAAAUUUAAUGUCAUAUUCCUUUGGGUGGCACAAAAAGCAUUCUGUCGAUAAAGAUCUAGAACCAUGCUCUGCGCACUGUGACAAGAGACGUUUAGGCACCAAUAUGCGUAGUGUUCGCCGACUUACCUAAUUACCGAAUAAAAUAUGAAAUUUCAAACUUUUCCUAGGUUUUCAGUAGGUUUAUUGGGUGAGUUUGGAAUCAAAAGCAGACAGUAAUGAUUCCAUGCUGCCAGUUGGAGAAAUUUGUAAAUAUCUCAAUAUUCUCCCAUUUUUUUCGUGUUUCAGAAUUUUUGAACCUUCCUUGGGAUGAAAUCGUGCUGAAUCACGAAAAGAAAGUUGACGAUCUCGCGCUUGUAAAGUAGGCUUUUGUUUUUUUUAUGAUGGACGAUUUUCUGAAAAAAAACAUGUUUUAUAUAUAUACGACAGUGCCUUUAACUGAAGUUCAGAUAUUUAAUAAAACAGUAGACGGAAUGCAAAUUUGUCCCUGUUAGGCAAACCAUUAAUAAAUCGAAUUUUCAAAAACUUAACACGUUGAUGUAGAUUGAUCUCACAUAUCACAUUUACUUUGUACAACGCCUGACCAUAAGAAAAAUGUAAAUUAAAUAACGAAGAAAAAUUCAUUUGAAGGAACUGAUGACUGAGAGAAUUUAGAGUUAACCUAGUGCACAUGAUGUCCGACAUAUUAGAGCCGUUUUUACUUUGGGGUCCAUGAUUCUGCUCAAAACGUCUUAUCCUGAAUGUAAUAUGCUAGUUAGCGUGUUCUAGUCGGGAUUUUAGGCACUUGUUCGAUUGCUAAUGUAAGCUGCCGAGUUAAGGCAAGUUGAUGGACUGUCUUAUCAAAUGUUAACCGGUACCCUGAAAUGUGGUUCUGAUUAAAAAGGACUACUUGAGCUAUAUUGUAAUACCGAUUGCAAUGCGGGACGUCAGCUUUUAAAUGAGUUUCCUUUAGGUCGCCUAAUAAACCAUGCCCAGUAAAAAUUAGCUGCCUAUGUUGUAUGAUUUUUGCCCAUUGAAUGUGCAUACCCUUACGAAUUCAAACAUUUUUCAUAGUAAACAUGCGCAAGAAUAUUCCUUUACUAAGCCGUUUGACGAGACAAAUGUGAUGUACGACAAAGCUUGUCCUUAUGUUUUGAGGACGUUUUAUAAUUCCCGAUUAACUGCGAAACCAACCAGCCCUCACAUUUGUGUUUAGGGCUUCAUACCCCCUGUCCUGUACUUUUCGUGCAAUGAAGAUACUGUAUUUUAGCGUGCCAUUAAGAAGACAUCAUACAGGGUUCAUGAAAUGUCAUUAUAGAUGUGGACUGUGAAGCAUAUUUUAUAAGCAACACGAAUAAACUUACUUAACAAUGCUUCUCGAUUAGACUUUUUACUGUCUUAGAUGAUCUUCCUGUUGGAAAAGUUUUGAAAGCAAAAAUAUCCUUUCUUUAAAUAGCAUCUUCGAAAAGGGCGUACUUUUUUGCAAAAUGAACACACUGAAGAAUGGGUCUAUGUAUGCUCUCUCUAAUAUAAAUUAAUUUAUGAAUGCAUCAGUAGCAAAGGUUAAUGAAACAUAAAUGGCAAAUUUCCACUAGGCGUACCUUAUUCAAACGACCUGAAAGAAACCAAUUUAAAAGCCAGCAUUUUGGCUUGACUGAAAUAUUUUGGGAUUACGUCGCACGACAAUGAAUAUUCAACCUCAUAUGAAUAAUAGAAAAAGGGGCGCUUACCGAUCGUUUUCUCGGAACCCACUCGUUCCGUUGUGCCUCACGGGCUCCCUCUCAAGCCCAAACAGCAGCUGAACAGCGGUCCAUGAUAUAGGCAGAAUGUUAUCAACAAAGACAAGGGAGACUGUAAUGACCAUUUCUGGCUUAUAAACCUUGGGCAGAUUGUCACACCCAAACCCGAAGUGCGCGUUCUAGAGAGCGCCCGUUAGACACAACGCGACGUGUGAGUUCCGUAGAAACGAUCAGUGAGUGCCCUCCUCUCGCAUCGCAUAUUGCCGAUCGCAACGGACAGGACAACCAACUCGCGGCUCAGUGGUUAGAGGCGUUGGAGGUCUAAUCAAGAGGUCGCGAGAAUGAACCCCAGAUAUUCCACAUUUUGGGGUUUGGUAUGACUGGCUGGCGACGGCUAAUAAGCCAGAAAUGAUCAUUCCGUUAACAAUUUAUGAGAUAGUCCACCUACUGCAUUCCGACAAUUUAACCCUGAUAGCAGAGGAAAAAGGUGUCUGCGUAUUGGUUCGACAUCGUGGGAAGUACGUUUAGGAGGCGGGAUUUGCAAAUAAGAACUGUAGUUCAUCACCGGUUGCUUGGAAUUAAGGCGUGCACUAAGGUUUACGGAUGCUGAUAUGAAAAUCAAUUGAGUUGCCUGCGGAAAACUUUGGAAAUAAGGUGUCGCCAUUGAGUCACGUUUAAACCCCCCACUCUGCUUAAAAUAAUCAUUUUCGAAUGAAAACAUUCCUAAAUAACAAAGUGUCAAUCAGGUUAAAGUAAUCUUUUGCACUCAGCCCCUACAAUGUAGCGUUACAAUUCCUACGUACAUCGGCAUCCAUCGACAUACGAGAUUCUCCCUUGCCAGAAUAAUCCGUCACGUUGCGUAUGGUGAACUUCAGUGCAACCGCAAACGCCGUGACCAGAAGUAUUCACUGGCACCAGGCAGAUUCACUUUUAGAAUUUGUUGUGUGUUUAAAUAAAACGUCGAAAAAUACAACUCACAGCAAGGUACUUUUGUAUGCCCUCCAUGGAGUUUACAAUGUUCACAGGAGUCAUGAGUCUCCAGCUCAUGGAUACACCAUUGUUUUGAUACGCCUGCCCAGAACGUAGUAUCUUAGUAUUCAUACUGUCCAUUUUUUUCUCAUUUAAGGAAGGAAAAGAGCACAAACCAGGUUGUUUAUCCUAUCUACAUGAAUGCUCUAACAGACUGGGCAAACGACCAAACAAUUAUGACGCCCGAAUUACUGAGUGAGAUGGCGGACCUGUCUAUGCUCCGGAAGUUUGGCUACAGCGAGAUGGGCAUGCCGCCAAACUAUGGUACCCCCGAACCCGAAGUAUUGAAAAAGUCUGCAGAGCUUCAGAAGAGUGUUGACUUUAAGAGACUGUUUCAUGAACCGGUCUAG